Messenger RNA from Scylla paramamosain (green mud crab), 873 nucleotides. RefSeq names its product putative nuclease HARBI1. Lineage: Eukaryota; Metazoa; Arthropoda; Malacostraca; Decapoda; Portunidae. Bases 1 to 873 code for a protein of 290 amino acids. The transcript is spliced from 8 exons. The record is from RefSeq and is a predicted model, not a curated record.
AUGCAGCCUCAGCUGGAGAGAAGGACAAGGCAUAGCCAGGCAUUACCAACUCACACCCAGGUUUUGCUGGCCCAGAGACUGUUUGCCAGUGGGCCCUUCCAAAACGUCAUUGGAGACACUGCAGGAUGGGGGUACAUAAUUAUAUGUUUCAGGUUUAUCAAGAGGACCUAUGCAAGCAAGUGUCAGCAGGGUCUUCAAGUGUGUGUGUGCACCGUGUUGAGUGAUAAGUCGGUGCAGGAAAUCAAGAUGCCUCCGACACACCUUGAUCAAAGGAGAACUGCACACCAGUUCUUCAGGAUUAAAAAUUUCUUAAGGGUUAUUGGGGCCAUUGAUGGCACCCACAUUGCCAUCAAGGCCCGAAGAGUGGACGAGGCCCUCUACUUUAACUGGAAAAGGACCUAUGCAAGCAAGUGUCAGCAGGGUCUUCAAGUGUGUGUGUGCACCGUGUUGAGUGAUAAGUCGGUACAGGAAAUCAAGAUGCCUCCGACACACCUUGAUCAAAGGAGAACUGCACACCAGUUCUUCAGGAUUAAAAAUUUCCUAAGGGUUAUUGGGACCAUUGAUGGCAGCCACAUUGCCAUGAAGGGCCAAAGUGUGGAUGAGGCCCUCUACUUUAACUGGAAAAGGUGCCUGCACUCUUGUGGAGGUGGCUUGCAGUACAGACCCAUCAAGUGUGUCAAAAUAAUUAAUGCUUGCCUGCUCCUACACAACUGCUGCAUCAAGUUCCUGAUGACCUACCACCUCUUGAGGAUGAAGCAGUGCCCCAUGCUGAUACCAACCCUGCUGUGCUGUAGAGGGAUCAGUGUGCUCCAGGCAGAAUUGUGUGGCAAGAAAUCAUACAAAACUUCUUCCAGCAAUGCAGUAAGGAAGUGA